Messenger RNA from Ectocarpus siliculosus, 2374 nucleotides. Lineage: Eukaryota; Phaeophyceae; Ectocarpales; Ectocarpaceae. The record is from the annotation of a GenBank genome assembly.
AUGCAUCAGCCGGGGUUACCCAGAAGGAGGAUCUCACACGAAUUUUUCUUGUUUUGCCCCAACAUUCCUCCUGCGGAGGAGGAGGAUGAUGACGACGAUGAUGUCAGCGACGGCGGCGGCUACGGACACGGCAACGGUGGCCGACGAAGAAAGAAGUCCCGCACGGAGGCGUUUUCUGCGGUUCCCGUGGGGGCGCAGGCGUACUUCAACAGCCAGGCGGGGGUGGGGACGCUGGCGGUCAUCCCCGGGGGAAUAGCCAACGCCUCCUCCGUCGCGGGGUGCAAGAGCACGAAGCAGAAGGUCGUGCGGAAACGCGGGUGGCACGCGCGCAACAGGUACACCCGUGUCGCCAAAGAGGGUCGUCUGGUCGAAGAGAGGGACGCGCGAAAGCGAGCACGGGCCGAACAACAACAAAGAGGAGGGGCCGGAGCCGACAGCGGGGACUCCACAGAUGAGGAAGAGGAAGAAGAAGGGGUGGGGGGGUGGGGGGGUGGCGGCGGUGUUGGAGCCGGCGUCUACGGGGGGGAAGGGGAGGAUGCUUACGCCAAGCUGGAGGAGCUCUUGAAGGCAGCACAGGACCCCGUGCGCGACAUCGUGGACGCCGCUUCUUCGAAAGCCGAGAAGAAGUUCCCCCGCUGGAAGAGCGAGCUAGACUGGGGGUGGAGCCUCAUGUUCUACGGGGUCGGCAGCAAGCGGGAGCUGUUGACCAAGUUCGAAGACUACGUCGACGAGCACAACGUAACCAACGGGGGAGCGGUGGUUGGGUACGACGGGUUCCACGCCAACGCCUCCGUUAGAGACCUCCUCAACAGCCUCUGCAAGGAGCUGCUGGGCGCCGAGACCCCGCCGGAAUACUCGAGCGGGAGCCUCCUCCUCCACGCACAGGGGUUCAUAAAGGCGUUCGAACUCCAGCGGUUGCCCUCCUAUUCCUCCAACCGCACCGCCGCCGCCGGCAGCGGGGGCGGCGGCAGCGGGGGCAGCGGGGGCAGCGGUCGUCGUCCUGGUAAAGCGGUCGCCGCGGCGGCGGCGGCGGCGGGGGGAGGCGGGUCGGGGACGGUUGUGGACGGGGUGGACUACUCGAUGGUAGAGCAGAAGAGGACGGUGGCGCGGCGGCUCUUCAUCUUCCUUCACAGCAUCGACGGAGAAAAGCUGAGGAACGAGGACUCGCAGGAGGCCCUGGCCGAGCUGUCGGCCUCUAGGUACGUGCACCUCGUCGCCUCGAUGGACCACGUCAACGCCCCCCUGAUGUGGGACGUCGGGCUGUCCGAGAAGUUCAACUGGCUCUUCCACAAGACGCACACGUACAAGCCCUACGUCGAGGAGGUCCGCAGCCGACGCAACUGGUGCACGAUCGAAGGCGAGGUGCAGGCGCUGGAGCGGCUGUCGCAGGUGAUGAAGGCCCUCACCCCGAGGCACGUGGACGUGGUGGUGUGCGUGGCGAAGAAGCUCAAGGACAACCCGGGGUUGCAAGGCAAGUGCAACUACAGGGACGUCUUGUCCAAGCUCAAGAGCGACCUCUCAGCCGACACGAGCCAGGUUCUGGACGGUCUCCUCGUCGAGCUUAAGGACCACGACGUGAUCGUGGAAGAGAAGACCGGGAAUUCCAGGUUCCUUUCCAUUUCCGGAGGGCCUGAGGUCGUUGACUUCCUCGCGGCGUACAAGCGUUAGACGGAAAAGGCGAACCUAGCGAUCGUGUGCCUCAAGAACCCCAUGCGGCACGGGAUGGAGACGGGGGGCAUCAGCGCUGUUAAUAUCGACGAGGCUUCUAACGCCGCCUUUUGUGUUUAAGAGGAUGCGCCCCCGCCUCCCUGGAGAAGUCGGCGUGUCCUGCCUCCGACCAAACCAUCGUACGUGCUUUUGGAGCCGCUACAAGGCGCCAGCUCUUUAGUUUAUUUUCAAGAGGUAUUGUUCUCAGUUUCGACGGAAAACGAGGAGAGAGAUAUUGAGACAUGUGUUUGUCGAGAUGGUGCUCGUUUUCCGUACUUUUUGUUUUUUUGUUACACGGCGCCGGGCACCACCAGCUCCACCACUCCUUUCGGGCGAGGGCACACCUUGCCUCUUUUCGGCAGCUUUUGCCGCCGAUAACUAUCUCUCUUUUGCUCGGUCCCUGCGGCGGGCAACCAACAACCCUUUUUUUUUGUAGUAUUUCGCGUUUGUCCUUGUCAGCGGGAGACGCUGGGCGUACGGCCAUCUGUUGUCCGGUGUGUUGGUAACACCCUAUGGUCUUGUCUGGUCGUGGCGUGCGGGCGGGUGCUCAGGCUGGCUUGGAGGUAGCCUUGAUGUCACCUUUGUAUCCUAUGGAGGUUCAUAUUUGGUCGAGUAGAUCAUGCGUGCGAUUGUACAACGAGCGCGUAGUUUACCAUGUUUGGAGGUG